Molecule: messenger RNA, 465 nt
Organism: Penicillium concentricum
Lineage: Eukaryota; Fungi; Ascomycota; Eurotiomycetes; Eurotiales; Aspergillaceae
Exons: 2
Coding region: 1-465 (154 amino acids)
Source: RefSeq, a predicted model, not a curated record
AUGGCAUCCGAAAGAGAUCUUGCACAGGGCAAGAUUUACACAAUCAGGCCCAUUUCAGAAUGCUUUGAUUUAGGCAUAGAUGCUACAAUCAUCCCUCACAUAAUUACUUCGACGUUAGACGAUGGCGGCGACUACGUCCCGAUCUCGCCAACCAGGAAGGAGCGCUAUCCAAUCCAACUUCGGCUUCGAAACUACCCCGAUAGAAAUUCGGAGCAGAUUUUGAUUAUCUCCCAGUUAGAGAAAUAUUCUUACUUGAAGAUUGACGAAUGCUACGAGGUGCCGCUGCAAAUGCUGCUCAAGCAUAGAGAUGAUUACGGAAAUCAUUAUAUGAUUCUUCGCAAGCGUCGAGGAGGUCUGGCACAGCUUCAAGAUCAUAUUCGAAAACGUGAUUUGGCUCGGGAGGCGGAAAACCGGCCGCUUCCAUCGGUCGAGGAAGAGCUGGGGUUGCUUGCACUGGAUUCUUGA